This is a messenger RNA of Fusarium graminearum PH-1, 1893 nucleotides long. RefSeq lists its product as uncharacterized. The transcript is spliced from 2 exons. Gene Ontology annotation, molecular function: mRNA binding. The record is from RefSeq and is a predicted model, not a curated record. Gene Ontology annotation, biological process: post-transcriptional regulation of gene expression. Gene Ontology annotation, cellular component: cytoplasm. NCBI's taxonomy places the organism in Eukaryota, Fungi, Ascomycota, Sordariomycetes, Hypocreales, Nectriaceae. The coding region runs from base 1 to 1893 and encodes 630 amino acids.
AUGAUGAACUCGACCGGCUUUGGUUACGCAGCCGGUUCAGCUGGCUCAGUUUCUCGACCGGAGCCGUCCUUUGGUGUUUCCCACAAUCCCAGCAGUUCAAUCCACUCCCAAUCUGGAAUGCGCUACCAACAGUCGUUGAUGAGCCAGCAAACCUACAACCAGCACGCCUUCAGUCUCAACAACGCUCAGGGUCUAGACAACCAAUCCCUUUUGUCCUCGGUUGGCAGGACCCCACUCAAUCCUGCUUCUCAAGCCUGGAACCAGAAUAUCACGAACCAUGCCAGCAGCAGCAGCCUUGGCGGCAACUCGGCGAACAUUCUUGCCCUAUAUCCCACCACGAGUCGUAUGGAUCAGGGCAACAGCUACAACGAUUUCUUGAGUCCCUUGGGUUCGAGAGAGUCUAUUCCCCGACCACUCGAGAAUGAGAGUGAACGUCGUAUGCCAAGCCAGCAUCAAUAUCCGCCCUACCACCCCAGGCCAAAUACCACUGCUCUUCAGACCGCAUACCUCAAUCCUGCGCUCAGUAUGCCCUCUUCGAACGCACCAAUGCAGUUUUUUUACCAGCAAAGCAACUUUGUGAAUUCAGGAGUGAACGCACACGGGAACCAUAAUCAAUCCGCGUCGACCCUUGACCCAUGGUGCAGAGACUUCAUUGCCAGCUUGAAAUCUGACAAAAAACAACACCUCACUCUCGAUAUGGUCUUUGGCCACGUUGUUUUAGCAUGUGGCACUCAAGACAUUUCAAGAUUCAUCCAAAAUAAGUUGCAACAAGCAAAGAGCGAAGACAAGCAGGCAAUGUUCAACGAGAUUGGCUCGGACAUGAUCAAUUUGAUGAAGGAUCUCUAUGGCAACUACGUCUGCCAAAAGCUGAUUGAAAAUGGUAGCAUGGCCCAGAAGAUGCACGUUAUCCAGGCGGUGAAAGGUCAUAUCGUUCAACUAUCCCUCAACGUAUAUGGAUGCCGGGUGUUUCAAAAGAUUGUGGACUGCUGUCCGCCCAGCCACAUUGUUGGAAUUCUUGACGAAAUUCACAGUUACGAUGUCAUCAAAUCGCUAUCGCAAGACGAGUGCGGAAACCACGUGAUUCAAAAACUCGUCCAAACCAUGCCCCCAAAGGAUGUCAAAUUUAUCACUGUAGCCUGCCAGGAACACGCGAGAGAACUCUCGGCGAAUUCAUUCAGUUGCCGCAUCUUACAGCGGGUGCUCGAAUACGCCGAGGAGGAUGACAGGAAGAAGCUCGUGGAAAGCCUCAUCCUUAUGAUGGACAAACUUGUCACGGACCAGUGGGGCAACUAUGUUGCUGGGCAUAUCAUUGAGCAUAGAGGCCCUGAGGAUCGGGACCGCUUCUUUGAACAUGUCAUGAGCAGGCUAUUUGAGCUCUGCCACCACAAACUUGGAUCCCAUGUGGUUGAGAAAUGCAUCAAGUUCGGCACCCCUGAACAGCGCACUCAAAUCCGCAAACAACUCUCCCCAGAUGACGAUACCGAGGAUAGGUUGGAGAACACGUUGAAAGAUCAAUUCGGCAACUACGUGGUUGCGAGUUUGCUCAAGCACCUUGAAUGGGGAAGCCAGGAGCGAAUCCAACUCAAGCGUGCAAUCUUAACUUGCGUGGACUCCAUCAAGGCAACAUCUCCCAACAGGACAUUCCCGGCGCUGGACAAGGUUCUUGUGGAAGACAAGAGGCGGGAGGCGAUUGAGAGCAGGCUUCAAGUCGAAGUUGACUCAGCAGCGCCAACUCCAGCGCUGACGAAUGAAACCAACAGUCCUCAGAGCGACAGUCUUCCAAGCGCUGGCACGAGCGCCAUCGAAGUUCAUCCCACCGACGGCAAGAACACGGAGGCAAACCCACGGGUUCGAGACGAUGAUGCAUGGGCGCUUGCUAACGGACAACGAUAA